UUGUUAGUACCAUAGUCUUAACGAAUUAAUCAUGCUUAUUCCAAGAGAAGAAAGAAAGAAGAUCCACCAAUACCUCUUCCAAGAAGGUGUCGUUGUCGCCAAGAAGGACUUCAACCAACCAAAGCACGAAGAAAUUGACACCAAGAACUUGUACGUCAUCAAGGCUUUACAAUCCUUGACCUCUAAAGGUUUCGUCAAGACCCAAUUCUCAUGGCAAUACUACUACUACACCUUGACUGACGAAGGUGUUGAAUUCUUGAGAACUGAAUUAAACAUUCCAGAAGGUAUCUUACCAUUAACCAGAUUGAAGAAUGCCCCAGCUGAAAGACCAAGAGCUGGUCCAAGAAGAGGUUUCAGAAGAUCUAGAGAUUAAAUAAAAUAAUGGGCAUUUGUUUAUGAUGAAGAAGUAACGGCCUUUGUAAUCUGAUAGGUUAUGCAUAUGAUUAUAGAGAAUGUUAUAAGUUGUAUUUUAUUUGCCAGGAAAAAGGUUUCUAUUAUUAUUUUAUUUUCUUUACUUUUUACUUGUGGUUGUCGUUAGUGAUGACUAUGUGUAUAUUUUUACCUUCUAUUAUUAGUAGAAGAAACUUUUAAUAUAAAAAGGCUUAUUGUAUAACUAGCGAACUGUAUGUAGAAAUGUGUGUCGCCUCGUAACCUAGCUGUCAGCUCAUUGUUUCACUGCCUCGUCUACUGUGCCGCCUUAGUGUUUCCCCCCUAAACUACUAUUGUCAUGUGACCAAGAGUCAUGCGUGGAGAAAUUCCUUUUUUUGCUGGCAGGUGGAGUGCUGUUGAUAUUUUUAUGGUUGUCAAGCUAAAUUUAACCACUCCAGGCUAUAGUUACCGCCCCGGUUUCACAGUCAACUUGAAAU
Spathaspora passalidarum NRRL Y-27907 is the source of this 866-nucleotide messenger RNA. RefSeq names its product 40S ribosomal protein eS10 (gene RPS10). The coding region runs from base 32 to 373 and encodes 113 amino acids. The record is from RefSeq and is a predicted model, not a curated record. Gene Ontology annotation, cellular component: cytosolic small ribosomal subunit. The transcript has 2 exons. Gene Ontology annotation, molecular function: structural constituent of ribosome; RNA binding. Lineage: Eukaryota; Fungi; Ascomycota; Pichiomycetes; Serinales; Debaryomycetaceae.